GUCCGCCAUGGCGAGCAGAAGCAGCAGCAGCAGCAGCGGAGGAGCCAGGUGGUUAGGGGCGUGGCUUGGGGCAGGUGUGGGCGCCGCCCAUUGGAGGAGGGCCGGGAGGAGGGCGUGGCCAAGUGGGACGAGGGGGAAAGGGCGGGCUGCCUCUGCUUCUCUCUCUCUCUCUCUGGUUACAGGUGAGUGACGGGGGGCGUGGCCAAGGGCAGGUGGGCAGGUGAGGCGCCGCCGCGGCCCGGAGCAGACGCAGCAGCAGCAGGGCUGGCCUCCAGCCUCCUUCUUCCUUCAGCGAGCGCUGCCUUCCCGGGACAAGGAAAAGAUGGGAGUGUGACUGAAAAGACUUGGAAGGAGGAUGGCAGAUGGCACAGAUGCCAAUUCUCAAGGACAGGUGAGGCAAUGGGAAGCCCUGAAGACGACUUGAUCGGGAUCCCUUUUCCCGAACACAGCAGUGAGCUCCUGGGACGCCUGAACGAACAACGACGACGGGGAGUGCUUUGCGAUGUCACCCUCCGGGCCCAGGGCUCAGAAUACCGGACCCAUCGGGCCGUGCUGGCUGCAUGCAGCCGCUAUUUCCAGCGGCUCUUUGCCGGGCCCAGCAUGGGGGUCUGUGAGCUGGAUUUUGUGGGUGCUGAAGCGCUUGGGGCCCUCUUGGACUUUGCCUACACAGCUACCUUAACCAUCAGCACAGGCAGCCUUGGAGAGGUCUUACAUGCCGCCCGGGUACUUGAAAUCCCAUGCGUCAUCGCAGCCUGCGUGGAGAUCCUUCAGGGCAAUGGCUUGGAAGCCCCUGUCCCCGAUGAUGCCGCCCGAGAGCGUGCCAGGCGCUACCUGGAGGCCUUUGCCACCCUGCCCAACGUUGAAGGGGACCUGCCCGAGCCGCCUGCCUAUCCGGCUCCCCGCCGCAGCAAGAAGACCCGUAAGUUUCUACAAGCAAAGGGUUCUCGCCUCAAUAACCACAUCAUGGAGCUCUCCCCUUCGCCAUCCCCUUCCUCAACAGGGACACAGGAGCGCCCAAGUCCACCCAACCAGGCCUCUCCCGCACCAGCCCUUGGCCACUCCCGUGAGGAUGAGGAAGACAUGAUGACACCCUCUCACACCUUCCCAUAUCCAUACACUCUGCACCCCUCUCCAGAGGAUCUGGGUUCAGACGAAGAACCCAUCGACCACGACAUCCUCCCUUUCCUGCGCAAUCUGAACCCCGAGGGGCUCUCCCCAAGUCUUGACCCUCCAGAGAAGCUGGUACGCAAGCGCCGCUCUCAGAUGCCCCAGGAGUGCCCUGUCUGCCAUAAGGUCAUCCACGGGGCUGGCAAGCUACCUCGGCACAUGCGCACCCACACCGGGGAGAAGCCAUUCGCCUGUGAGGUCUGCGGGGUCCGUUUCACCAGGAAUGACAAACUCAAGAUCCACAUGCGGAAACAUACGGGGGAGCGCCCGUAUUCCUGCCCGCACUGUACCGCUCGCUUCCUGCACAGCUACGACCUGAAGAACCACCUCCACCUGCACACAGGCGCCCGUCCCUAUGAGUGCUGCCUUUGCCACAAGGCCUUUGCCAAGGAUGACCACCUCCAGCGCCACCUGAAAGGCCAGAACUGCCUGGAGGUGCGGACGAGGCGCCGGCGGCGGGGCCCCGAGCACAACUCGGCUUCUCUUCCACCUGCAGGGAUCCCUCCAUCUUCUGCUGACCUCGACUUGACCAAUGGGCAGAUUGAGGGGCUGCGCCUCUCACUUCCCCGCAGCUACUGGGAUCAGGGCCGCACUGACUGUGCCCUCUCGCCUGUCCCCAACGAAGAGGAAGAGGAGGAGGAACAAGGAGAAGAAGGGAUGCAGGAGGACAGGCCACCUGCCAUAACCAUGGUUUAGGGCCCAAGUCUAGACCCCAGGCCUGCCUUGUUUGGACCAUUGCUGUGGCAAAAUUUUCCGGGCCCAGAUGCACUAUCCCACUCCCUCGCCUUCCACUGUGCUGUAGCAAUGGAGACUGGGUGGAGGAGCCAGGUUAUCAGCAGGGAGAUGCGUGCUUCCCCUUCCCAGUGCGCUGACUCUGUGCCUUGAGCAGCCUCUCAGUUUGGCAGUGGUUGGGCUUCCAGCUAUGCACCAAAGCAGGUGGGGUGCGGGAAUAGUAAAAUGAGGGAGAUACGUGUGCACUCAGGGUUGUAUGCUAAGCAAUAGAACUGGGGUAGUACUGUUUCGGAGUGAAGGGAGGGUCCCCGAUUACUUAUGUGUCCCCCCCAUAAUAAAAAAGGACUGUAUUGGGACAGGGAGGAAUGGUUGGCAGCCCCUUAGGUUAGAUCCUGCAUUUUGGGGUAUUGCUCUCCCAUGUGAGGAAGAAAGGCAGGAAGAGGGGGGUGUUGGAGACAGCUAAUUAAUAAUAAUAAUAGUAAUAAUAAUAAUCCCAAUUUGGGGUUUGACAAGCUUUAAAAGUUCUCAAGUCUGUCAGAACUCCUGCGUUCUACUCUCACUUCCAUCUCCCUCAUGACCUGAAUACAGGGUUUUGUAAAUCUUUGAAGCAUAAGUAGGGGGGGGAAAGAUGCUUUUGUCCUUCCUUUGGGGCUGGCACGAGCCUUUUUGUUCCAAGUUUGGGGCAGAGAUUUCGUAGCCAGGCUGGACAGGACAGGUUGCAUUCAAGCUGCAGAUCAUGUUUUUGCACUGACAAGCCUUGCUUGUCCUUGCUGCUCCCUAGCGGCACCAUUGCAAAAUGCAAUGGGCUGAUCCCAGCAUCCUUGACUCACCCCCCUUCACACAAAAACCAGGGAAAAGGGAGGGCAUAUUUAGCACUUGAGAGAGGGGAGGAAUAGAUCUCCUCUUGAUCUGAUCAACUCAUCAAUCUCAGGAUUUUUCCCCCCACUUGAUAUUUUUUAUUCCACAAAAAAGGAUCCUGGGAAGAUGGAGGGAGUGGAUUGCACCCCUUCCUUUUACUCACUUUCACUUGCUUCAUUUUGUCUUUCCCCACCCCAUUCAUUCGACACCACUUUAUUGCACUAGAGUUUGCCAGCAAUCUGCGGGGUGGACUGGCAACACGGCUUGGUGAUGGGUUUGGGAUCACAUUGGCACAUUGACUUUUGUGCACCCCCACCCCUUGUUUGCACAUUCCUUGGGUCCCCCCCCCCCAAAAUGCCUCUCUGGAGGGGCAAAAUUGGCUACCUUGCUGUUGUUUUUUAAGUGCGGUAAGAUGGCCAGUGGGGUCGAGAGACAUCCCCCUGGAGUAUUAACUCAAGAGUUUAUCUGUAUUUAAGAGAUGAUGUAAUAUAUUACCUCCUUUCCCCUUGUUUUCGCUCCCCUCCCGUCCGGUCCCAAGUCCCCCCCAGCAGGAUCUGUGGCAUGGGGUCUCUCUCAUCGGGUGAAGACUGUGCACAGCAGGGCGGGAUGGUUUGGGGUGAGCCACAUUGGUCUUCCCUAGCUUUAAAAGUGCCUGUAUGUUUAAACUUGAAUCUUUAGCUACUUGAAAUGCAUAACAGCUUCUCUCCCCCCCCCUCUUCCUUUCCCCUCCAUAGGUUUAGGCCCCAGCCUCAGUGACAACUCACCCAAUCUUCCCUCUUUUAAAGGUCCUCUUCUCCCACCCACCCCGUCCUCUCUAUGCAGUCACCAUUUCUCUGUGACUCAGUGGUCACCAAAAGUCUGGGAGAUACAUGAAGAGAAGCCACAAUGCCUGGCUUGCUUUCGUCCUGCCCUCUUUGGUGCUAGGAGCACAAGAAAUGUGUGCAAAUGUGGGACCGUGGACUGAGGGAGCGGUUCCUUCCCCCUGUGUUUUUGUUUUUUAAUUUUAUUAGCGUGGUGGAAUUCAUGGUGACUGUUGUCCUUUGAGGCUGUUUGACAAUAAAAGAGAAAGC
Molecule: messenger RNA, 3827 nt
Organism: Sceloporus undulatus (fence lizard)
Lineage: Eukaryota; Metazoa; Chordata; Lepidosauria; Squamata; Phrynosomatidae
Gene: ZBTB7B
Product: zinc finger and BTB domain containing 7B
Exons: 4
Coding region: 400-1863 (487 amino acids)
Biological process (GO): regulation of transcription by RNA polymerase II; positive regulation of gene expression
Molecular function (GO): DNA-binding transcription factor activity, RNA polymerase II-specific; RNA polymerase II cis-regulatory region sequence-specific DNA binding; protein binding
Source: RefSeq, a predicted model, not a curated record